Molecule: messenger RNA, 4634 nt
Organism: Ictalurus punctatus (channel catfish)
Lineage: Eukaryota; Metazoa; Chordata; Actinopteri; Siluriformes; Ictaluridae
Gene: colec12
Product: collectin sub-family member 12
Exons: 23
Biological process (GO): protein transport to vacuole involved in ubiquitin-dependent protein catabolic process via the multivesicular body sorting pathway
Cellular component (GO): ESCRT-0 complex
Molecular function (GO): ubiquitin binding; phosphatidylinositol binding
Source: RefSeq, a predicted model, not a curated record
UUCCCACCCCUGGCUUUCUUGGAGGAAGUUGAACUCCAGAUGUGCAGUUCUGCACACUGAGCUUUAGAGAGCCUCUCGGCUUUUUCACCUGGUUUCUCUUUACUAUUCGGCGCCUUAGCUGGAGGUUCUCCCGUAAUGUAAAAAGCAAGUGGGCAACACACAGCCUGUACACUCCUCCAGAACCUCCUCCUGCAUCCUUUUCUUACCUCACCUCAGCUCUUCUCACCGCGGAGACAUCUGCGUGGAGAAAGAGAAAUAUUAUUGUUAAAAGUCCGAGUGGUGCUUCCCUGGAGCAGUUUGUGGGGCUUGCUGCAGCAGACCACCUCCUGAGCAUAAAGAGUGCACUCGCAUCUCAGGUGGACAGCAAACAUCGGACAGCUUGCGAGAAAUAAAAUACUUUUGGAACCAGGACUUUCGACAACAAAUUUUUCCUUUCUUGAACCGUCAUUCAUUUUGUCAUGCAGUUGAUGUGAACUGACGCCACUGAUAAGGCAAAGGUGCUUCCGCUUCAUUCCACAAUGAAGGACGACUUUACCGAUGAGGAGGAAGUGCAAUCCUUUGGCUACAAACGGUUUGGUAUCCAGGAGGGGAAUGAAUGUACUAAAUGUAAAAAUGACUGGGCACUAAGGGCAGCCAUUGCUCUCUUGUUCGUCCUGUGUGCACUGCUCACAAUAGCUGUGGCUGUAUUAGGAUACAAAGUGGUCCAGAGGAUGGAUGAUGUGACUGAGGGGAUGGAGAACUAUGAAAGCAAAAUGACUGCUGUAGAGACAGACUUAAAGAAGCUUGAUGAUCAAACGGGAGAGAAGUCAGAGAAUGCUACGAGUGAAAUCCUAUCAUUCAAGGCAGAAAUCCAGACAUUGCAGAACCAAAUUAAUGACAUUGCCGUGAGUGCAUCGAGCAACAGGGCAGCUUUGGAUCAGCUACGGGUUGUAGGUGAGGAUAUGCAGAGUGGCCAUGUAUCACUGAGAGACCUUCUAGAGAGCAAUACCAACACCAUCCUCACUGUCAAUCGUACACUAAGCACAUACAACAACCUGAUCGGUGGACUGAAGUCAGAUACGGAACGGCUCCAAUCAGAUCUUCAGGUACAGACAAGGGAGCAGAGUCGCUCCACCCACAGCCUUAAUGUUCUUAAUUUCACUCAGAGCCAGCAAAGAAAUCUCAUCAGCACACUCCAGAGUUCAGUGGAGGAUACCAGCCAGGCAGUCCAGAAGCUGAAGAAUGACUACCAGAGCCUACAACAGGUGGCCAGGCAGACCAAGGCAGAUGCUGAUUGGCUCAGAGAAAAAGUGCAGAACCUCCAAUUGCUGACUGCUAACAACUCAGCACUGGCCCGUUCCAAUAGUGAUGCACUUGAGGACAUAACGUCACAGCUCAGUUCACUGUCCGAGCAGUUUCAGAACGCUUCGACUAUUACGGACAAUCAUGACCAGAAUCUGCGUGAGCUCAUGGAUCAGCAGCGCGAUCAUGACAAUGCCACCACCAGCAGGUUUGACACUUUAGAGGCACGUCUGGAUCACAACGAGGAGGACAUGGACCGCAUCACAGGGAAUGUGAGCUUUGCUACACAGCUGCUAGGAUCCAUCAGUACUGACCUGAAUGGUCUUCGCACCUGUUCUGAGACAGUGAUGAGACACUCGGACCUGCUGCUGAGCCUCAACAGCAGCAUUGUGGAAGCCAGAGUAGAUGGCAUUGAGCUCAAAACCCAGCAAGAAGAGCUUGCUGCCAGGCUUGACAAAGAAGUGAGCAGCCUCUCCAUAGUCAUGGAAGAAAUGAAACUGGUGGACAGCAAGCACUCCCAACUCAUAACCAACUUCACUAUCCUUCAAGGUCCUCCUGGUCCCAGAGGCCCUCGGGGAGAUAGAGGACCCCAGGGGCCUGCAGGAAAACAAGGUGAGAAAGGUGACAGUGGAGAAAAAGGUGCUCCAGGUGUGCCUGGCCCUAAAGGGGACAAAGGCCCCCCCGGAAUUCCAGGCGUCCCUGGCUUCAAAGGUCCUCCUGGACCAAGGGGAAACCCUGGAUCAAAGGGCUCAAGAGGAUCAGGAGGUCGUGCUGGGCCUCCUGGUGAGAGGGGUGACCCUGGUUUACCUGGUCUUGCUGGCAGAGAUGGUCAACCAGGUUCUCAGGGGCCUCAGGGGCCUCCGGGUCCGCAAGGGCAAGCAGGACCUCCAGGACCACAAGGACCUCCGGGCCCUGCUGGUCCUAUUGGUCUACGGGGACUACCUGGCCCACCUGGACCUCCUCCUCAAGUGGCUAAACCUUUGCGACCAAUAGAACCACAAAGCGCUAUGUCUCGUCAAGUUUAUGAACCUCCUCCCACCAGCACAACAGGGUGCCCACCUCAGUGGAAGAGCUACAAAGACAAGUGCUACUACUUCUCCACUCCGUCAGAGCAAUUGAAUUUCGAUGAAGCAAAAGAAAUGUGCAAAAAUAAGACUUCUAUUAUGCUUACCAUCCAUAACGAGGAUGAACAGAUUUGGAUUCAGAGGCAAAUUGCAGGAAAGAGUUACUUUUGGCUGGGUCUUACAGACAUAGUACAGGAAAACAUCUGGAGAUGGGUCGAUGGGACCCUUCCUUCCUUUACGAACUGGAAACUAGGCCAACCAGAUAACUGGAGCCACGGCCAUGAAGAAGGAGAAGACUGCGCAGGACUCAUCCAUGAGGCCAAAAGUGACAGAGAGGAGAAAAGAAUAGCUUAGAUCUGUCUUGCUGUUGUUCCUGAUUAUAUCUCGGCGAUGCCUCUUUUCACGUCCAAUCCUUUUGAUCAAGAUGUUGAGAAAGCAACCAGUGAGAUGAACACGGCUGAGGACUGGGGCCUCAUACUGGACAUAUGCGAUAAGAUAGGACAGUCACGCACCGGACCUAAAGAAUGCCUUCGCUCCAUUAUGAGGCGAGUCAACCACAAGGAUCCCCAUGUAGCCAUGCAGGCUCUGACAUUAUUAGGGGCUUGUGUGUCAAACUGUGGGAAAAUCUUCCAUUUGGAGGUGUGCUCGCGAGAGUUUGCCAGUGAAGUUAGCAGUGUCUUAAACAAGGGCCACCCAAAAGUAUGUGAGAAGCUCAAGGCCCUCAUGGUGGAAUGGGCUGAGGACUUCCGAAACGACCCCCAGCUCAGUCUCAUAUCAGCUAUGAUCAAGAACCUGAGAGAGCAGGGUGUCACCUUCCCUGCUGUCGGCUCCCAGGCAGCAGAGCAAGCAAAAGCCAGCCCUGCCUUAGUGGCCAAAGACCCGGCAACAUCCACAACCAAGAAAGAGGAAGAGGACUUGGCCAAAGCCAUUGAGUUGUCCUUAAAGGAGCAGCGGCUGCAGAACCAGACCUCGUUCUCCGGGCUUUACCCGAGCGCCAGCAGCCUUCUCGCCUCCCACAAAGCAGAGGGAAGGAAAGUUCGGGCUAUUUAUGAUUUUGAGGCAGCAGAGGACAACGAGCUGACCUUCAAAUCUGGAGAGAUCAUCACCAUCUUAGAUGACAGUGACCCCAACUGGUGGAAAGGUGAGACGUAUCAGGGCGUGGGCCUUUUUCCAUCCAACUUUGUCACAGCAGACCUGACAGCAGAGCCAGAGAUGAUGAAAACAGAGAAAAAGACCGUGCAGUUCAGCGAGGACAUCCAGGUGGAGACCAUUGAACCGGAGCCUGAGCCUGUCUACAUAGACGAGGAGAAAAUGGAUCAGUUGCUCCAGAUGAUCCAGAGUGCAGAUCCAACAGAUAAUGAGUCAGACGCCUGUGAGCUGCUCCAGCUCGAGGCUGCCUGCAACCAAAUGGGUCCGCUCAUUGAUCAGAAACUGGAAGAAAUUGACAGGAAGCACUCAGAGCUGUCUGAGCUUAAUGUGAAGGUGAUGGAGGCACUCUCACUGUAUGCCAAGCUGAUGAACGAGGACCCUGUGUAUGCCAUGUACGCCAAACUGCAGAGUCAGCAGUACUACAUGCAGCAGCCCGGCACCUCACAGCAGGUGUAUCCAGGGCAAACAUCUGCAGGACAGUAUACGGUGGCUGCUACAGGGGUGCAGGGUUACAAUGUGGAGCAGAUUCCUGCCAUGAACCAGGCUCCUUUACCAGGCCAACCAGUGCCCAGUGAUAUGCACAUGUACAUAGGCCAGGCGCCCGUGUACAGCGCUCCUGCGGGCAGCAUGGCUCCUGCUGAAGUGCAGCAGGCAUACCAGAACACCGCCAGUGGACAGGCAGGCCUGACCCAAAAUCUCAGCUACAGCUGUGCCAAUCCUACAGACCCUCAACAGAGCCCUUACCCAGAAAAAGCCCUCUUAUAGGACCCCGAACACAUUUCUCUCUUCUCCAGUAUACAUACACACCCUUCUCAUGAACAAAGAGGUGCAAGCUAACACUAAAACAACAUGGCUGCACAGCACGGGUGCAGACUGAUCCGCACUCUUAGUUGACCGUCGUUGUUUCUGAUGAACAUACACAUGUCCAUACACACUACGCUCUUUCAGUAACGCACCCAGAGGGUAGAAACCCGUCUGUCUGACCAAGUAAACGACACCGAAUAUCGAUUCACUGCUGACUGGUUACAUUAUGCAAUUUGAAGAAAGGCAGACAGAGGAGUCAGUCUCUCUCUAGCCAUCUCACUAGCUCUCUCUCUUUCACUCGCACUCUUGAAAUAUAUCUCCAUCUAUCUCUCUCUA